Toxoplasma gondii ME49 is the source of this 1542-nucleotide messenger RNA. Its product is annotated as hipothetical protein. The transcript has 19 exons. The record is from RefSeq and is a predicted model, not a curated record. The coding region runs from base 1 to 1533 and encodes 510 amino acids. NCBI's taxonomy places the organism in Eukaryota, Apicomplexa, Conoidasida, Eucoccidiorida, Sarcocystidae.
AUGGUGACCAUGACGUAUUGUAGUGGUUUGUUGUUCAUCCUUCUCGCAGCCGUCCCGACGAGAGGGGGAGAGACGGACCGGGAACUCCAAGGUAACGUCGUCGUGCAUUAUAUUAAAGAUGACCCUCGGUUCCGUCUGCUGCCGGAUCCGGAUGACCUGGCUCGAGUUGUAACAGGAGGCAGCCCAAAAGAAACACAACUGUUCAAGCAGUUAUAUAACUCAGCACUAGAACUAUUCGAUGUCGAGGGAUACAACUGGCUCAUGAACAAAGUUAUGGAUGAUGAUCUAUCCUUGAGGUUUACCCAGGCUCUGGCCAAGAUUGAUAUAUCUCAGCCCCACUGUGAUAAGGGAGAGAAUACACAUGCAGAACCCGUUGCACACCAAGCUGAAUUCCCUGGAGGCCCUUUUCGAAACGCAUUUGGCUUUGAUCUCACGAAAUGGAUGACAGGACUACUGGGCAGAGCACAGUCGGAAGCCGGUUCAAAAGUUCCUGGCCUCAGCAACAUGUCAAUGAUGUCCAUGACGAUGCUAAAAGGACUUAUUCAGUCUGUUGCUGCAGUUGUAAUCGAUGCCGUACCUCCUUUUAUUCCACCACCUCUCUGGAUACUCCGUCCGUUACCGUGUCUCCCAAUGCUGACGGGCGCGAAUUGUCUCGGAUCUGUGCUCUAUCCAAUCACAAUGUCCGAAUUUACAACGGCGGACGUCAGCGACUCCGUCAUGAAUGGUGUCAUAGGCAGUUUCCCGGCGAAAUAUCAAAGCAAAGUCGGCAAAACGAGCGAAGCUCAGUACCGCAUCUGCGCUAGUGCCUACCUUGGAAUGUAUUGUGCUAGUAUUUUCCCUAUUUGCUGGAUGCCUUUGGGACUCGGCGCGGGCAUGUCGAUGCCAGUUUGUUUCCCACAAUGCUUGGCAACGCUUGUCGCAUGUCCCGGCUUCUGGAUGGAUGACAUUGAGGGGGCCUGCAGUGAUGUGUCGGUUCCUCCUUUCUGCUCAUUCUCUGUCUUCAUCAACCAGCGACGAAUUCCUCCACAGUAUUCCUCAUACGACGAGUCGCAUCCUUUUCCAAAGGAAUGUCCAAGAUUCGAUCCACUCUACGACACACCCGAUACGUUAUUCGACCUGGAGAAAUCCCUGCCGUCGCCAAUCACGGAAGCAUCAAAAGAAGAGGCACCACAAAUACCCGUCUACCCAAGCCUUGGGAAGACACUGCGGGACUACGAGCAAGUUCGCCCGCCACAACACGUGGAGCCCGCGCCAUGUGACUGCAGGGGACAGCGGUCUCUUCUUCAAAUACAAUGCCACCUUCAGCCAGCAGAGCCCAUGACGGUGGCGGGCACGCCCCUGCAGCCGGCGACACACUACCAAGUCCCGUCCUCGGUACCCGAGCAUUGCUGUAUGAUGUGCAAGCAGUUCUACCAGGGCCCAUUGGAGGCUCCCUUACCAAAGCCGAUAAUUAAAGAGCAAUACCAACCCAGUGUCAAGCUUGGCCAUGUGAUUCCUGUGAAUCCGGUUUCCUACGCAUGGAAGCAUUUUUGAUCUAGCCAG